Molecule: messenger RNA, 901 nt
Organism: Anneissia japonica
Lineage: Eukaryota; Metazoa; Echinodermata; Crinoidea; Comatulida; Comatulidae
Exons: 4
Coding region: 1-870 (289 amino acids)
Source: RefSeq, a predicted model, not a curated record
AUGGUGCGCGCCCAUGGCUGGGAGCCAAGAUAUGCGCGCUUUUUUUUUCGAAGGGGGAACGAGCUGCCUGGUGCAUUCGAAGAUUGUUCGUCCUGCUGUUCAUUGUGUCAUAUUAAUUGGUUACAACAACAGUCUAAGCUAGAAAUUAAGAAACGCAAUGAUAAAGACAUAUCCUUUCGUAUGAACAUGACCUAUCCUGACAGAAGAGGGGAUAUCCUGGCACCAGAAUCAAUAGCCGUAUUGAAGACCAAGUACCCUUUGUUGUCCAACUCAGAUGAGCUUUUUGCAGAAUUUGUGAGACUCACUGGCCGUAAUGCAAAAGAUGAGAUAAACUGUAGGACAGAUACAUAUCUUUUGCCCCUAUCACGACUGCCUAGGCCGAGAGGGAAAUUUGAGAAGCAGCAAGCACAAAUUAUUACUGAAAUGAAGGAAAAAAUGCUGGAGGUUGACAAUGACGAUGAUCGAAAAUAUGCUGCUCACUGUUUGGGGAUUUUGAGUCUUCCAUUUCAACUAAACGAAGAUAUCAAGCUUCUAAUUCAUGAAGAACCGGGAACAGCUUCUAGGAAGACAUUCCAUGUGAUUGUGUUCACUGGUCCGCUCUUUGACUGUAAGCAAUUUUCUGUAUUGGCAGAAGAAGAGAUUCUAGGGGAGGUAUCUUCUUUUAUUGAAGCUGUUGCCCUACUGAUAACCUGUUAUUUUGUGUUUAACAUUGCCUAUCCUCCAAAAAUUGGAGUGACUAUGACCUUCAUCCAAAAGGUAUUGGUGGGUCACGACGAUCAAUUAAAGUCGACCCCGAAGUUGCUGUCCCUUUUGGGACGAAUAACCAAACAUUUAAAAAAAUCCAUCUGCUUUAAAAUAAUAUUUAAUUGAAGAUUUAUACUUUAAUAAAUUAAUUAUCCAC